Toxotes jaculatrix (banded archerfish) is the source of this 1100-nucleotide messenger RNA. It is a transcript of the gene rps27.2, whose product is annotated as ribosomal protein S27, isoform 2. The record is from RefSeq and is a predicted model, not a curated record. Gene Ontology annotation, cellular component: cytosolic small ribosomal subunit; ribosome. The transcript is spliced from 4 exons. Gene Ontology annotation, biological process: ribosomal small subunit assembly; translation. NCBI's taxonomy places the organism in Eukaryota, Metazoa, Chordata, Actinopteri, Toxotidae. Gene Ontology annotation, molecular function: structural constituent of ribosome; RNA binding. The coding region runs from base 69 to 323 and encodes 84 amino acids.
CAGACGUUUCCGGUGCGUUGAAGAGGAGUUUUUUUUUCCUUUUCCGGUGAGGGUCCACACACGCAGACAUGCCUCUCGCAAAGGAUUUGUUGCAUCCGAGUCCCGAGGAGGAAAAGAGGAGACACAAGAAAAAACGUCUUGUGCAGAGUCCUAAUUCAUAUUUUAUGGAUGUCAAAUGUCCAGGUUGCUACAAGAUCACCACAGUCUUCAGUCACGCUCAGACUGUAGUGCUGUGUGUCGGCUGUUCCACAGUCCUCUGCCAGCCCACAGGAGGGAAAGCUCGUCUGACAGAAGGAUGCUCAUUCAGGAGAAAACAGCACUAAUUUGACCAGACGUGGCUGGACACCGUCGUCGAGGAAAAUGAACAAAACUUGAUGGACAUCAAGUGACACUGCCAUGGAGCUGAAGCAGCAAACAGGAAAUGGAGAGAGCGGGAAUACAAAUCAUGUAAUUUUAGAAUAAGUUGAUCUACAGAAUUACCUGGCCUUGUUUAUACCCCAUUUUUCGUAAAGAAUAAAAAAAAUAAUCCUGCAUGUUUAUCAUCCAGUUUCUGAUUUUCAGUGCCUGCUUCAAAGCCAGUGGUGUUGGUGCAGGGCCCCGCGCUCUCAGUCAGAAUGACUGUUGAUUCAGGGAAAGUCAUUGCUGGCUUUUCUCGUGUUUUCUGCUGCUUAUAACACAAACGCAGCACAAAGUGAUGUGACACUAAAUUACAUCACAAUGAACAUUGUGGUUGUGAAUUUACGUGUGCUUGCAAGCUUCCUGUGAAAAUGAAAAUGUGGGAUGAAAUCUUGUGAAGUUGCAAAAAAAAAAACAACAACACUGUAGCUUGAGAAGAAUGGGAAUAGUGAGAGGAAUCUACUUUAAGAUUUGUGACCUGCAGUUUACUCACAGCUUUUGUUUAGGCUUGUGGGCAAUGAAGGCCGUUUCCACAGUCUCUGUAAGUGACAGCAUUGAGUUGUACACUGGGAAAAAAAAAAGAAAAGAUAAAUCAGGAGAGGGAGUGAUUCAAUGAUUAACUUUCUUGUUGCUAUGGUGACAAUUUUCUUCUGUCUUUCUUGUAAUUUGGACACAGCUUACAAAUAAAAUCAUAGGAAAUGUAA